Molecule: messenger RNA, 1662 nt
Organism: Fomitiporia mediterranea MF3/22
Lineage: Eukaryota; Fungi; Basidiomycota; Agaricomycetes; Hymenochaetales; Hymenochaetaceae
Product: ArfGap-domain-containing protein
Exons: 7
Coding region: 15-1457 (480 amino acids)
Molecular function (GO): GTPase activator activity
Source: RefSeq, a predicted model, not a curated record
GACGACGACUCACGAUGUCUGCGAGCAGGGCGUCUGGUGUGUCCAAGAUUGCUGCAGAGAAGCACCAUCGCAUCCUCCUUGAGCUUGUCUCUCAGCCAGGGAAUGACAUAUGUGCAGACUGCAAAGCCAAGGCACCGAGAUGGGCUUCACACAAUCUCGGCAUAUUCAUCUGCGUCCGAUGUGCAAGUAUACACCGCAAGAUUGGUACUCAUGUAACAAAGGUCAAGAGCCUGACGCUCGAUGAUUGGUCCAAAGAACAAGUCGAAAACAUGAAGACCAUUGGUAAUGUGCGAGCGAAUGCAUACUGGAAUCCGGACGAGACUAAGCACCCAUUGCCGACAAACAUGGAAGAGUCGGAACGCGACAGCGAACUUGAAAAGUAUAUUCGAUCAAAGUACCAGUUUCAGAGAUUUCGGCCUCUCGGUGCCCGCGCUGCCGAAAAGCUAGGACCGUCUCAAUCCCUCCAGUCCAGGACACCUAUGCCAUCGGCUCAGCCUUCUUCAACCGUCGUGCCUCCGAUACGUUCGCAGACGGCACCCAUACGUUCUGAUAUCGCAGCAGAAUCGUCAAGAACAGCACCUCCUGUCCCCAGUGCUCCAGUUAUGGAUGCACGUUCGUUGUCCUCUGGCUCUGGGUUCAUUGGUACUGGUGCUAGGAUUGAGCUCCCUGCUCGAAGGUCCAGUUACAAUCCGUUCCCUUCUUCCGCUACUGCCACUGCCUCUACGCCUUCCUCAUCCUUUGCAACGUCCGCACCAGCGCCACCACCAAACCAACAAGCCUCACUUACCUCAUCCACAUUUAAUGACCUCAUUUCCUUGCAAGCACCUUCACUGAACUCUUCCCUCCCACUUCAAUACUCGCAAUCUCCUACUCAGCAAGUCCAACCCCAGCCAUUCCAGUCGUCUCUGGCUACUGGAUUGAACCAGGCGCCGACACUGUCCCCACCAUUCGCCUCUUCUCCCUUCAACACGCCAACGGGUGGAAUGACAAACCCAUACGCAAACUUAGCACUCAAUGCAGCACCGACUGGCUCUCCCUUCGCCUCUGUUAAUAAUCCCAACUCAAGCUUCCGAAGCGCGAGCCUUCCUACAGCAGGAUAUGGACAGUCGCCGUUGAACACAAUGCCGACAGGGAGCUCACCAGGCUCAUUCUCCCAGCCGUUCAACCCCUCUCCGAACCCAUUUACUCAGAUGCAAGGACAGACGCAGCAAUAUCCCGGUAUGUCUGUUGCAAAUUACAAUAACAGCAGCACUUUGCCAAGCCAACCCUCUGGUACCUUCUUCCCCGCUCCGGGGAGCCAAGGCCAGCAAGGGCCGUUCCAGCCGGGCCCGUUCCAAUCGUCGGCGAACAUGCAAGCUGCGUAUGGAGGGCAAGGUCAGCAUCCGCAACAGCCGUUCCAGGGCAUGCAGGGCGGAGGCGGCGUGAACAACCCGUUUGCACAAUGGGGCGGAACAUAGGCGUACCUGGAAUAGGGACUGUUUCUCACUUUGAUAUCAGACUUGUAUACCCAUCAUUUCUUGUAGUAAUAGUCCAGUGUGAAUGAUGCAAUACGUGCCGUUCCAAAAGGGGAGUGUGUACCGGACGAUUGAGGGGAGAUGCGGGAGAAGAACGCCUACAGUCGUAAUAAAUGGAUAAUUUAAUAUAAAAAUAUUCCGUGCUCGG